Radiomyces spectabilis is the source of this 1494-nucleotide messenger RNA. RefSeq lists its product as uncharacterized. NCBI's taxonomy places the organism in Eukaryota, Fungi, Mucoromycota, Mucoromycetes, Mucorales, Radiomycetaceae. The record is from RefSeq and is a predicted model, not a curated record. Bases 1 to 1494 code for a protein of 497 amino acids. Gene Ontology annotation, molecular function: RNA binding; pseudouridine synthase activity. The transcript is spliced from 10 exons. Gene Ontology annotation, biological process: tRNA pseudouridine synthesis.
AUGACCGACGCAAUCAACAUCAAGAAUGUGAUCACGCAUUCCUUGUUCACCAAAGAGCUUGAUACCAACGGUGACGAACCCGUCAAAACCGUGCUGAGCAUUGUUCACGUUCUUCGAGAAGCCCGGUGCUGUUACCGCUGUUGCUUACGAUUCAUUGGUUCCAUCACCAUGGAAGACUAUACUGCAAGUGAGCAGUGGAUCGAUCGGGUGUGUGAGGAAUUGGAGAAACAUAGCUAUAAAGCAACGGCCAUCAAUAUGAAUGCAGAGUUACCUGUCAGCAAUAUGCAUCGCGACCACUUGUUAUGGAUCCAUGUAGGCGAUCAGCUUGCUUUAGAACACCAUGAUAUUCGCGAUCUCAAGAACCCUUUUCGACAUAUACUUGGAAAAUGCCUGACAUCUCGCACAGGCCUCAGUAUGGACCCGGAAGCUCCUUUGCGCAUGAACAUCAUAAUACAGCACGAGCCGUCUGCUUCCGAACAUUUGUUCCUCACGCAAGCCCAAAACCCGGUCCUGAAAAUCAGAAAAGUGCGCCAAAAGCGUGUUUGGGUAACAGCUGGCGAUGGAAGACCGGUGAUUCGACAAGCAUUAAAUGCUAUCGAUGCGGACGAUGCUCGCUCCUUGACAGCCAUACCACCAUUGCCUGUUGAUAUCAAACCCACGUUGGCAUCCAUCGCAUUAAUGCACGCGUCUUGCUUUGUCGCAGCCCGAUAUAUCAAACUUUCAAGAGAAUACAGUCAAACGCCAUGGGUCAUUAAAGGCAAACGGCUAACUGAACAUUCGGUAUCUGACUGUAUUGCUCCUGUUGUACAGAGAUACCACCGUAGCGAUGCUUACAAAUUUACCACGGCUGGACGCGAGGAUGCCAAUGUUCGCAUGCUUGGUACGGGACGACCAUUCUAUAUAGAGGUAAUCAAUCCUCGCACACCGUCGGACUAUCUGUCCAAAGAGGAUUUUGAAAAAAUGGAAUCCGAGAUCAACCAAGCCCCAGAAACCAAGGAAGCCGUUCAAAUCCGGCAUCUUACCAAGGUGCAGCCAGGUGAUAUUGAACACAUCAAACAGGGCGAAGAAUUUAAGCAAAAGACUUAUCGUGCUUUGAUCUGGAUGUCGGAUGUGUUGACGGACGAAAGAAUUGCCGAAAUAAAUGUACAAUGCAGCAAGCCGUUUAAGAUCUUACAAAAUACACCAGUUCGAGUUUUCCAGAGACGUUCGGCUGCCAUUCGCGAAAAAGAUAUCCACUACUUUCAUUUGGAACGUUUACCAGCUACCGACGCCAAAGAUCCCGCGAACGCUCAUUUUGCUGUUCUCACAUUAACCACCGGAGCAGGUGCCUAUGUGAAAGAAUUCGUCCAUGGUGAUUUGGGGCGUACGCAACCUAAUCUCGCUACCAUUGCUCAGAUCAAGUCGGCGGAUUUAAUUGAACUAGACGUAUUGCAUGUAGACUUGGAAUGGCCACCCAACACGCCGAAUCCUCCACCACAUAUUGUACACAACUAA